AAAAUUGGUAAAAUUGUAGGCAAUGGUUCUUUUGGUACGGUUUCUCAAGCAAAAUGUAGUGAAACCGGAGAAACAGUCGCGAUUAAACGUGUAUUACAAGAUCCAAGGUAUAAAAAUCGGGAACUUGCAAUAAUGGAACAGCUUUAUCAUCCCAACAUCAUUUUACUAAAAGAUUUUUAUUACACAGAAACCAAAGCUCCUGAUUCAAGCUUGAUGCAAAGAUACCUCUGUUUAGUAAUGCCGUACAUUCCAUAUAAUUUAUAUUCCAGUAUAAGAGAAGCUUCUAGACACAACAACGGAUUUGGCCUAAGUGAACCUUACAUUAAACUGUAUUCUUACCAACUUCUUCGUGCGUUGGGUUACAUGCAUUCGCUAGGAAUAUGUCACCGUGAUUUAAAACCACAGAAUGUUUUGGUUGAUCCUGAAACUAACGCAGUACGGCUUUGCGACUUGGGCAGUGCGAAACGGCUACACCCAGGUGAGGUUUCAGUUGCCUACAUAUGUAGUAGAUUUUACCGUGCUCCAGAACUUAUGUUAGGAUCAUGCGACUACACAUGCGCUAUCGAUCUAUGGUCAAUUGGCUGUGUCAUUGCAGAAAUGGCGCUAGGAAAGCCGUUUUUCGCAGGUUCGACCAGUGUUGAACAAUUUGUCAAAAUAAUUCAAAUCUUAGGGUCUCCCACUAAACAACAAAUCGAGAGUAUGAAUCCAGAAUAUUCUAACUUUAAUUUUCCAGAAUACAAAAAAGUGGAUCUUCGUCAAUUGUUCAAGAAAAAUCCGGAUUUACCGGACAGUUUCUACGAACUCUUAUCUAAUCUGUUUAAGUAUGAUCCCUCAAGCCGCAUACAUCCUUUCGACGCCUUAGCUUUGCCGUUUUUUGACGAACUGCGCGAUGAACACUACCGCUUACCACAUGGAAAAAUUCCGCCACCAAUUUACAACUUUUCCGAACAUGAACUCAACCAAAUGUCGCAAGAAACGAAAUAUAAGGUUAUACCAAAAUGGUUACUGAAAGCAAAAAAUAAGUAUUAA
Dermatophagoides pteronyssinus (European house dust mite) is the source of this 1029-nucleotide messenger RNA. RefSeq names its product shaggy-related protein kinase GSK2-like. Lineage: Eukaryota; Metazoa; Arthropoda; Arachnida; Sarcoptiformes; Pyroglyphidae. The record is from RefSeq and is a predicted model, not a curated record.